UCUUAUAAAAAAUAUUUGCCGAAUUCCAUAGAUGAAUAAUUACCACUACUUCACGCAUUCCACCUUGCGAAGUGGACACACGCGAAAAUAACCAACUGGUACUUGUUUUUCUUUCAGUACUCCUUCAGUCGCCGGACGACGUUACUCAAGACGCAAGUGGUAGACGGUACGUAAACGGAACCAAAGCCGCUGUGAUAGAGCACUGGCUGUAACACACUCGGGCGUGUCGGUGUCUUCACCUAGAGCCCGAAGGUACGAAAUACCGAUACGGAGAUCAUCUUCACAGAACAAUACGUAGAAAGAGAGAGAGAGAGAAAGAGGUUGACCCCAAAGUUUAUUUGACAUAAGCACGUUUGUGACCUUUAGUUUUGUUAAAAGAUUAUGGUGUUUGUUGGGUUUGUGUUCAGGUGAAUUGGAAUGGGUAGUGAUUAGUGAUUAUUUCGCGUUCGACUUUUGGAAAUCGUAUUAUUUAAAUAAUGAAAAAGAAGGCUAUAGUAAUUUUGCUGUUUUCGGCUGCAGUAUUCGCUAUAACGACGGCGCAAUGUCCUUGGCAUCAAAAAGUACCAGAACUACUGUCGUCCUGUCUAUGUUCGUAUAAUUUAGGACACGAACUAUCAGUUCAAUGUGACAUAGUGGAUUUUCCGAUACUCUUAUCUGCUCUUAAUCGAUACGCCUCAUCAACCCCUCUCGAUUUACUUUAUAUCAAUAAUUCUACUAUCAAAGAAUUGAAUGACGAAAUGUUCGUCAAGCUCAAAGUACAAAGUAUGCAACUUUCCGGUUGUAGCAUCAAAAAAAUUAGCGACGAUGCUUUUGCGGGGUUAGAGCAACAUUUGAGAAACUUAAAUUUGCAAGAUAACGAAUUAACCGAAGUACCAGUGAAGAGUUUGAAGAAUUUAAAAAAUUUAUCUCUAUUGGAUCUUUCGCAUAAUAAGAUCAAUCGAGUUCCCUCCGGCGCGUUUGAAACAUUAACAAAAUUAGCAACUUUAAAAUUAUCAGAUAACAAUAUAACUUUGGAAAGGGGCGCUUUAAAAGGCUUGGAAAUUAGUUUGAAAAACUUGAAUUUAAAAGGAACUAAACAGAAAAAAGUACCUGAAGCUAUACAAGGAAUGAAAACUUUAGCGUUUUUGGAUUUAUCUCAAAAUAGCUUGAAGGAACUACCAGGACCUAACGGUGAUCAAGCUUUCGAAGGCUUAUCGUCUCUUACAGCCUUAAAUUUAGAAAGGAAUCUCAUUCAAACUUUACACGAAAACGCUUUCCACGGGAUAAGAAAAACAUUGAGCUCUUUGAGUCUUUUGAACAACUUACUACCUGAUUUUCCUACUGCUGCAUUAGGUGCUUUGAAAGAAUUACGUGUUUUGGAUAUAGGAUUCAAUUUAUUAACGGAACUACCCGAAAAUGCUUUCGGCGGAAAUCCUUCUGUAACAUUACUAGCUUUAGAUGGGAAUCCUUUAGCUACGGUACCUUUUGAAGCUUUAUCGCAUUUGAACAACACUUUGAGGGGAUUGAGUCUUGGAGGAAGGUUUAUGCAUUGUGAUUGCCGGUUAGCAUGGGUUAUAAAUUGGAUCCGUAAUGGUGAUCUUCAAGUAACAAGUAGAGAACGCAAUCCACAAUUUUGCGGCAGUCCACCGAGAUUUCGGGAUCGAACUUUCUACAACAUUCAACCCGAAGAACUCGGAUGUCCACUUAAAGAAAAAGCCACUACUACAACAACUAUCGCAACACCUACAACUGUUUAUAAGAAGAAAGAAGUCGUAGUGGAAAAACCUAAAGAACCAGUUGGAGUUGCUACGGUUGUCAGCGCCGAUUUAGAUGAUGUGAUUCAAGCUAAUCCAGAUGUUCUACCACCUACAUCUUCAACAACUAGAGCUCCUUCAACUAAAACCACGACCAUCUUUAGUAGCACCUCUACGACAAGUAGGGUAACAAGUUCGUCUUCGACUACAGCAAGAAGUACGACACCGAAACAAUCGAUUCCUCAUUGGAAGAACCCUCAGAAGACACCUACGGUAUUAGCGUAUCCUGCAAGAGGUAAAGAGGAUACAAAGGAAGUGAUUGUGAAAAACGCUUUUAGACAAGACAACUCUGUUAUAAUACAAUGGAGUUCUAAUACGGCCAACAUACUCGGUUUUAGGGUUGUAUAUAGGUUGUUUGGAGAUAAAAGUUUUAAACAAGGACCUCCUUUAGAAGCCAGCGAAAGGGAGUUCAAAAUCAAGAACGUUCCAUCACAGGAAUGCAUCAUAGUUUGCGUCGUGUCUCUGGAAGAAAUCAACGUCACUCCAGACACAGUUCCUUAUACGCAAUGUCGUGAAGUACGUACAGUAUCAUCGGCGUCUUCUAAUAUGGAUAAAAUCACCAUAGCAGCAAGUGCUGCUAUAUGCGGUACGAUAGUCGUGGCAGUUAUAGUUUUUAUAGCAGCUUCCAGAAGACGAUCGAGGAAAAUGCACGAAUUACACCAACAGAAACUGGGAAUGAAACACGGUAUACCCAUAGCUGGUUUACCUGUUAAUUGUUGCACCGGUAUGCCAGCUAGUCCCGGUGAACCGCUAUCUUCGUUGGCUACUUUGAAUGCUUUUAACGCCACAAAAGAAUGGGAUCAAAUAUCAGCUUACAGCACUCACAGUCAAAGACCGAGGAUGUAUACUUGCGAUGCUCCCCCUUCCUUGGACGAAAUGCGAUCCCAUUUCGGACCGAAACCUCAUAAAAGAUCGAACGCUGACGGACAAUCACAAAAUAGUUUUUCCAAUCAUUCCGGAAGAUAUCUAACGGCGAAUGCAUUCCCUAACAAUCUGUUAGCAUCGAGACAAGAUCUACGCCAAUCCCGGCAAUCGUUAGCGAUGCAAUCGGACAGGAUGUCGUCGUCUCGAGUACCUCAUCCGGCUCAUUCCGUAGUAUCCUCCAGCAGACGAUCGAGACCGAGGUCAAGGUCGCGCGAUCACCAGAGACCGAGCAGUCGUUAUAGUAACGCCGGUUCGACGCAUACCCUUAACAAUUAUUGUGAUAAUUCGGAUAAUUGGACCGAUCACGAUAUGGACAUAUAUAUGGCUAGAAAUCCAACGACUAGGAACGGAUUGGUGCCUCUGUGAGACUGACAUGGAACGUUAAAAUUUUCAAUAAAUGUAGGAGAAAGUUGUACAAAAAAUUUGUUCUAGAAUGGUUUAGAACGUUUUAAAAUGUGUCCUGUAUAAAAACUGUAGUUAAUUACGAAAAUUUUUUAAUGUUACGUAAUAUUUUUCAUUUAGGAAGUGAGGUUAUGGAUUGAACAACGUUUGGGAAUAUUCUAAAAGACUCAAAUUAUCAUUAGAGGUAUGUUACAACUUCGGUAAAGAAUUAAUUGCGUCCAAACAGUUUUGAGAAUGUUUUGUAUAUUCCUAUCUGUUAAGUAAAAUAAAUUCCUAAAUCUAUCGAACUGUCCAUCGAUUACUGAUAAGAAAAAACAUAUAUAUACAUUAUCUGGAAGGUUCUAUGAUAUAUUCUAUGAUGAAUAGAAUAAUUCUGGAAUGUUUUCGAAUACUCUAGCAUUUUGCAUAAUGUUGCAAUUAAUAAUUUUCCACUAACAAUGAUUAUCAAUGUUUGAAACGUUUUAAUUCUUCAAUAGGUUGUAUCUCUCAUUGAUCACAAAAAAAAUCCAACUGAUAUUGUGUGGGAAGUUCAAGACGAAUUAAAGAAAGUUCCCAAUUGUUCCCAAAUUAUACUUGGAACAGUAGCGAAAUGUUUGAAAAAACCUUUUUUUAAUUAUUUUUUAAUCAAUCGUAUUUUACUUUGAUUAUCUGUACAAAAAGGCAUCUGGACAACACCCGGAACGUUCUAGAUGAUUUAUAGACAUCCUAAGAAACUUGUAGAAGUAUUCUAAAAUUCUAAUCUAGAAAUUAUAGCAAAUUAGAUCCUUAAAACGUUCUGGAACAAAUGUAUAACGUUCUAGAUUAAUUCAAGAAUUCCUAAAACGCUCUGGGAUUAAUUGGGACUGUCAUAGAUGAAUUUAAGAAUUCUUAGAACGUUCUGGAACAAAUGUGUAACGUUUUAGAUGAAUUCGAGAACUUCUGGAACAAAUGUAGAACAUUCUAGAUAGAUUCUAGAAAUUCUAGAAUAUUAUGAAACAAAUGUACAGCGUUCUAGAUGUAUUUAAGAAUUCUGAGAACGUUCUGGAACAAAUGUAUAACGUUCUAUAUGAAUUCGAGGAUUGCUAGAGCAAACUGGAACAAAUGAAGACGGUUCUAGAUAAAUUCAAAAAUACUAAAACGUUCUGGAAUAAAUUAAGACUGUUUUAGAUGAAUUUAAAAAUUCUUAGAACGUUCUGGAAUAAAUUUAUAACGUUUUACAUAAGCUCAAGGUUUUUAGAACAAACUGAAACAAAUGAAGACAAUUCUAGAAGAAUUCAAGGAUUUCUAGAGCAAACUGGAACAAAUGAAGACAUUCUUGAUGAAUUCAAGAAUUCCUUGAACGUUCUGGAAUAAAUUAAGACUGUUUUAGAUGAAUUUAAGAAUUCUUAGAACGUUCUGGAACAAAUGUAUAACGUUUUAGAUGAAUUCGAGGAUUUCUAGAACAAACUGGUACAAAUGGAGAUAUUCUAGAUGAAUUCAAGAAAUCCUUGAACGUUCUGGAACAAACGUAGAGCGUUCUAGAUGAUUUCUAUAACUCCUGAAAUGUUCUGGAACAACAUUAGGGCAUUCCGGAUAAAUUCAAACGUUCCCAGAACGUUGAAUAAUAAAUGUAGAACGUUCUAGAUGAAUUCACAAAGUUCUAGAACAAACUGAAACAAAUGAAGACAAUUCUAGAAGAAUUCAAGAAUUCCUUGAACGUUCUGGAACAAACUUGGAGGGUCUUAGAUGAAUUCAAGAAUCCCUAAAGUGUUCUGGAAUAAAUUUAUAACGUUUUAGAUAAGCUCAAGGAUUUUUAGAACAAACUGGAACAAAUGAAUAGAUGAAUUCAAGUAUUCCUUCAACGUUCUGGAACAAACCUAGGACGUUCCGGAUGAAUUCAAAUAUUCGUAGGACGUUCUAGAUGAAUUUUCCAAUUAUUCAAUUUCCAUUUUUUAUAUCAUAGAAUGUUCUAAGAAUGUUAUGAUGGUUCCAAUUGAUAAUUCAUCUUCCACUGAUUAAUUUGAGAACGUUUUGCAAGUGUUCAAAUGUUUCUGAUAUUUAUCACUCAAUAACAUCACCGAAUAAUGACUAUUAAACAAGUUUGAAGAUGAAAACAAAUUAAUUUUAAGUUUUCUAGCAAGUAUUUAUCUGUGUUUUACUGAAUUUUUUGAUAAACUAGCUUCCCAAUACCUUAAAAGAUCAACCAGAAUAUUGGAAGGAUAUUUGAACAAAAAAUAGUGUCCAAGAUAUUCACAGUGGAUGUGUACAUAUUAUAAAAUUAGGUAUAAUUAGAUAAUUUUCUAAAAAUUCAUGUUUAGGACCUUCUAGUUACACAUAUGUGUUAUUAUGUGUCACUUAUUUAUUAUACAAUUUUUUUGUAAAUAUAUUUUUAAAAA
Messenger RNA from Diorhabda carinulata, 5473 nucleotides. It is a transcript of the gene haf, whose product is annotated as leucine-rich repeat and fibronectin type III domain-containing protein 1-like protein. Lineage: Eukaryota; Metazoa; Arthropoda; Insecta; Coleoptera; Chrysomelidae. The coding region runs from base 477 to 3083 and encodes 868 amino acids. Gene Ontology annotation, molecular function: protein binding. The record is from RefSeq and is a predicted model, not a curated record. The transcript has 7 exons.